UUAGAUCCAUGUGAUCAUCUACCUUUUUUCUUCCAGGAUCAAAUGACCCUACCUCCAUUUCUUUCUUUACAGAGCAAGCCCCCAUUACAAGCAAAAGAGAAAGGUGAAAGGAACCCCCAAAGAUAGAAGGAAAAAGACCUCACCUUUCAAAAGAAAAGCACCCACCCAUUAGAACAAGACAUGGAGGAGAAGAUGAUGAUGACUACCAGUAGCAGCCCAGAAACUAGCACAAACGAAACCACUACCACUUCAACUUUCCCAAGCUGGAAACUGUACGAAAACCCAUUUUAUAAUUCUCAACCUCAACAUCAAAACCACUCAGAAAAACAACCACAAUGCCAAAUUAGCACCACCAAGAACCAACAUUGCCUUCACCUCCCUAUCUCUGCUCGGAAGCUCGCUGCUUCGUUCUGGGAUCUCACAUUUUUCAAACCCGUAAUGGAGACUGAAAUGGAUUACACAAGAGCCCAGAUCAUGGAACUGAAAGCUGAGCUUGAAUACGAGCGAAAGACGCGAAAGAAGUUGGAGGUGAUCAACAAGAAGCUUGCCAAAGAUUUGGGUGAGGAAAGGAGGGCGAGAGAAGCAUUUGAGAAUGUGUGUGAAGAACUGGCGAGAGAGAUUUCAAGUCGAAAUUCAGAGAUUAAUAGGAUGAGGAAGGAAAUGGAUGAGGAGAGGAAGAUGCUGAGAGUGGCUGAGGUGAUUAGAGAAGAAAGAGUUCAGAUGAAGCUCUCUGAGGCCAAGUUUCUUUUUGAAGAGAAAGUAUUUGAGUUGAAUUCCAAACCUAUACGAAAUGAGAAGUCUGCUGCUUGUGUUGACAAUGAUGACCCAAUUUGUUCCAAUGUGGUUAGGACUAAUUCGAAGUCGGGGGCCUGCAGUGAAAAUAGUGGUGGAUUUUCGACAAUGGCGAUUCAGAGAAGGGCUUCACCGGAAUCGGAGAAUCCACACAUAAAGAGAGGGAUCAAGGGGUUUGUGGAAUUUCCGAGAGUGGUUCGAGCAAUUGGGUCCAAAAGUAGGCAUUGGGGUACAAAGCUAGAGUGCCAGAAAGCUCAGCUGAGGAUUCUACUGAAGCAAAAGAGCCCCAUCAGAUCCAAUAGUCUCAUUAUCAGUUAGUUCCUCUUGUUAAGCCUCUGUCUUUGUUGAUUAAUUUGCUCUAUGUUCUUCAGUGUAUAAUGUGUUCUAUAUCAUCUUAAAUAUGAUUUUAAACUUGUAAAAGUUGAAAGAGUACUGGAAUGAUGUUGAAAUUUUGUGCUCAAGUGCAUUUUUAGUGUAUGCAAUUACAAAAGUAUUGUUUUGGAUC
Messenger RNA from Rosa chinensis, 1297 nucleotides. RefSeq names its product protein BRANCHLESS TRICHOME. Lineage: Eukaryota; Viridiplantae; Streptophyta; Magnoliopsida; Rosales; Rosaceae. The transcript has a single exon. The coding region runs from base 181 to 1110 and encodes 309 amino acids. The record is from RefSeq and is a predicted model, not a curated record.